CACUCCACGUGUGAUUUGACAGUUCUCGUCCAUCUGUCAUAGCUUUUAUACACUUUCCUAAAAUAACCCAUUUUUAGAACUUAAAAACCUAUCAAAAUCGAAAAAUUAUCCCACACAAAAGUUCCCCUUUAAGUUAAGAUGUCGAAAAAACGUGGUAAUAAGAAAAAUCAGGACCUGGACGACGACUUCAAUGAAACGAAACCUGCCGUAGAAGCAAAAUCCUCGAAAACGGCGAAAGGAAAAAAUAAAAAAGGCAAGAAUAAGACUGAUGAUUGGAGUGAUGAUGAAAAUAAAACAAAGAUCCCGUCAGAUAACGAGGAAAUAUCCAAGGAAAAUAAGAAUAAUGUGAGUAAAGUUGUGAAGAAAGGCAAAAAGAAUAAAAAUAAAAACGAUGAUGAUUGGGGUGAUGAGAAGGAUGUUGAAUUGAAUUUGAAAGAUAUUUCGGAUGAUGAAACUCCGGUUAUGGUGAAAAAGGCACAAAAAAAAUCUAAAAAUAAAAAGAAUAAGGUUGAAUCUGACGAAGAAGAUGAUAAUGCUGCUAAAGAUGAUGAAAAAACUGAGGAAUUAGUUGAGGAAGAUCCUGAAAUUGAAGGGGAAUUAAAACCAAUAAAGAAGAAAAAUAAAAAGAAAAACAUAAAAAAAUUUAAACCACCAUCAGAGGAUGAAGAUGAAAAUUUAGAUGAUGUGAUAGAAAAUGAAGAGAAAGAAGAAAUUGUUGAAGUUGAGAAAGUAAAAGAAGAAAAGGUAGGUGAUACUAAAAGUGAAAUGGAAAAACAAUUAGAAGAAAUAAAUGAUAAAUUGGUUGAAACAAAACUCGAAGAACCCACUGAAAUGAAAGAAAUAGAAAAAAAAUUGACCCACAAAGAAAAGAAAAAGAAGAAAAAAGAAGAAGAAUAUCAAAAACAAAUGGAAAUGAUGAUGAAAAAAGGUGGUCAAGGUCAUUCCGAACUAGACUCAAACUUUACAGUUUCACAGAUGCAAAAAACCGUGGGUCAAAUGGCCGCAAUGGAAAACGCUGUCGACAUAAAAGUCGAAAACUUUAGCAUUUCCGCCAAAGGAAAAGAUUUAUUUGUUAACGCUAAUUUAUUAAUCGCCCAAGGUCGUCAUUAUGGUUUAGUUGGCCCUAACGGUCAUGGAAAAACCACAUUAUUACGUCACAUCGCGCAAAGAGCUUUUACAAUACCUCCAAACAUCGAUAUAUUAUAUUGCGAACAAGAAGUUGUCGCCGACGAUUAUACAGCCGUCGAAUCGGUGCUUAAAGCGGAUGUGAAACGUACAGAAUUGCUUGAAGAGGCGAAAAAAUUAGAGGAGGAGGCUCAAUCGGGAAAAUUGGACGUUCAAGAUAGGUUAAAUGAGGUUUAUGCGGAAUUAAAGGCUAUAGGGGCUGAUUCUGCUGAGCCUAGGGCGAGAAGAAUUUUAGCUGGGUUAGGAUUUUCUAAAGAAAUGCAGAAUCGUCAAACGAAAAACUUUUCUGGUGGGUGGAGAAUGCGUGUCUCUUUGGCUAGAGCUUUAUAUUUAGAACCAACUUUAUUAUUACUCGACGAACCUACAAAUCAUUUAGAUUUAAACGCCGUAAUUUGGCUCGAUAAUUAUUUACAAGGAUGGAAAAAAACUUUAUUAAUCGUAUCUCAUGACCAAUCUUUCUUAGAUAAUGUUUGUAACGAAAUAAUUCAUUUAGAUCAAUGUAAAUUGUAUUAUUAUAAAGGUAAUUAUUCAAUGUUCAAGAAAAUGUUUGUCCAAAAACGUAAAGAGAUGAUUAAAGAGUAUGAAAAGCAAGAGAAAAAGAUUAAAGAAAUGAAAGCGCAUGGACAAUCUAAAAAACAAGCCGAAAAGAAACAAAAAGAAGUUUUAACUCGGAAACAAGAAAAAAAUAGAACAAAGAUGCAAAAAACCGAGGAUGACGUUCAAAUGACCGAGUUAUUACAAAAACCAAAAGAUUACAUUGUUAAAUUUUCUUUCCCAGAACCUCCACCUUUACAACCACCAAUUUUAGGACUUCACAAUGUUACUUUUGCUUAUCCAACUCAAAAACCGUUAUUUAUCAAAACCGAUUUUGGAAUUGAUUUAAACAGUCGCGUAGCUAUCGUUGGGCCGAAUGGAGUUGGAAAAUCAACGUUUUUAAAAUUAUUAACCAGCGAUAUACAACCAUUAGAGGGAGAAGUUCGAAAAAAUUAUCGUUUACGUAUUGGACGUUUUGAUCAACACUCCGGUGAGCAUUUAACCGCGGAAGAAACCCCCUCGGAGUAUUUAAUGCGCCUCUUUGAUUUACCCUAUGAAAAAGCUCGAAAACAACUUGGAACUUUUGGUUUGGCGAGCCAUGCGCAUACAAUUAAAAUGAAGGAUUUAUCUGGUGGACAAAAAGCCCGGGUUGCUUUAGCAGAGCUUUGUUUAAAUGCACCCGAUGUUGUUAUUCUUGAUGAACCCACGAAUAAUUUAGAUAUAGAAUCAAUUGAUGCUUUAGCUGAUGCAAUAAACGAUUAUAAAGGUGGUGUUAUUAUCGUUUCUCACGACGAGAGACUUAUUCGAGAAACCGAUUGUGCUCUUUACGUAAUUGAAGAUCAGACUAUCAAUGAAGUUGAAGGUGAUUUCGACGAUUAUAGAAAAGAAUUACUCGAUAGUUUGGGAGAGGUUAUUAAUAAUCCAAGUGUAGCUGCAAACGCCGCUGUAUUACAGUAAAAAAUAACGAGGUUGAAUCGUGUUAUUAAAGAAAUAAAGAAUAUUUACAUUUUCUAAUUUA
This is a messenger RNA of Onthophagus taurus, 2737 nucleotides long. Lineage: Eukaryota; Metazoa; Arthropoda; Insecta; Coleoptera; Scarabaeidae. The record is from RefSeq and is a predicted model, not a curated record.